This is a messenger RNA of Orbicella faveolata, 1785 nucleotides long. Its product is annotated as epoxide hydrolase 1-like. NCBI's taxonomy places the organism in Eukaryota, Metazoa, Cnidaria, Anthozoa, Scleractinia, Merulinidae. The record is from RefSeq and is a predicted model, not a curated record. Gene Ontology annotation, molecular function: epoxide hydrolase activity. Gene Ontology annotation, biological process: epoxide metabolic process.
UGGGUCGAGCUAGCUGUGACCUGCACCAAGCUGACUGCGGCGUAAGGGAACUGUUUAUUUAGGCUGUGAUAACUUGUCAUUGAAAAUUCUUACCGCAGAAGUUAGACCAGGUCGCCCAUAAAUGGGUUGUAAGACGAACUGUGCAGUUUUCGUAGUUAUUGCCAGUGUUUCAGUGGCAGUUAUUCCCACUCUUGUUAGUCGAUUCUUGUUUUCUGUUGGUGAACCCCCGCGUUUAGAACUCAAACAAUGGUGGGGCAGAGGACAAGAAACAGACCACGAACUUGAGGUGACCACUAUUAAAGAAUUCUCCAUCAGCUUGUCAAACGAAGUUCUGAAUGAUCUCAAGGAAAGAUUAUCCAAGACUUACUUCUUUGAAAACCUGGAAGGAAUCGAUUGGGAAUACGGUAUCAACCCGGACUACGUGAAAGAGUUAGUGGAAUACUGGAGAACGAAGUACGACUGGCGCAGACAAGAAGAAAUUCUCAACACUUACAAACAUUACAAGACCAAAAUAAGUGGACUGGAUGUUCACUUUCUGCACUAUAAACCUGAGGUGAAGGAAGGUCAACGACUGCUGCCUAUUAUGUUGGUACAUGGGUGGCCAGGGUCGUUUUAUGAAUUCUACAAAGUCAUCCCAAAGCUGAUAGCCGCUUCAACAGAUGAUUAUGCAUUUUCGGUCAUUUGUCCAUCGAUUCCAGGCUAUGGUUUAUCAGAGGCACCGCAUAAGCCAGGCUUUGAGGCAUUUGCAGCUGGCCGCAUUUUUUGCAAGUUGAUGAAGCGCCUUGGAUACGAGUCUUACUACAUUCAGGGUGGUGAUUGGGGAAGUGCGAUUACAAGAGCGAUGGCGCUAAUGAAUCCAAGUCAAAUCCGUGGGCUUCAUCUGAACAUGUUCGGUAUAAUCUUCCGUGGACCAUUGUCAUUUAUUCAGGCCAAACUCUUCUUCCCAGAGAAGGAACAAAAGAAGGUUUUCCCUGUAAUGAAUUUGCUAAUUAAAAUGCUACGUGAAGGAGGUUAUUUCCACAUACAAGCAACGCGCCCUCAUUCCGUUGCGUUAGCAACCAAUGACUCCCCUGCUGGCCUAGCUGCAUACAUAGUGGAGAAGUUUGCAAUGUGGAGUGGCUGUAAUUUGACUAGUGACACUGCAUUCUGUUUGGAAUCCUGCUUUACAAAGGAUGAACUGUUGACAAAUGUGAUGAUCUACUGGAUAACACAUUCAAUUGCUUCUUCAAUGAGGCUCUAUUAUGAAGCUAUGCACAGACAUGAACUUCGUUCUGCAUUAAGGAUUCCCAUUACGGUUCCAGUAGGAUUUGCUGACUUUCCACAUGAACUUUUUCCCGUCCCAGAACCCUGGAUUCACAAUUCAUUCCUUGAUGUGGUUCAGUACACAGAGAUGCCUCGCGGUGGGCACUUUGCUGCCUUUGAAGAACCUGAGAUCUUUAGUAACGAUGUCAUUCAGUUUGUUGAAAAGGUAGAAAAGCGCAUUGCAGCAAAAAAACAAGAGCAGCCAUUGAAGCAAGCUACAAGUCAUUAAAGAGUCAACAAGGAAACAAUCCUGAGCUGCCUAUUGUGAUUUUUAUUACCUGUAUAGUUACAUGACAUUACUGAGUCUCUGAAUUUGCUACACUUACCAUUCAUUCUGUAUAAUGUUCUCUUGAGAAUAUAUUUGCAGAAAAUCGCUUCGGCUUUCAUUGAAACAGUGAAAUUUCAGGCUUGUGUAGGAGUAAAUCCUAGAUUAUCUUUAGUUCCUACAAUGAUCAACUCUAAUAAAGUCCUACUGAAAAGAAA